Molecule: messenger RNA, 2271 nt
Organism: Neoarthrinium moseri
Lineage: Eukaryota; Fungi; Ascomycota; Sordariomycetes; Amphisphaeriales; Apiosporaceae
Exons: 2
Coding region: 1-2271 (756 amino acids)
Source: RefSeq, a predicted model, not a curated record
AUGUUGGCCGUUCAGCCUCGCCGAAUCUUGACGCGGCCCAAGAGUCUGUUCGUGUUUGCACUGGUUGCAGCAACUCUUUACUGGGUCCUGCUGCACGGUUCCAGCGUCGGCCGCCAUGCCAUAGGACCGCAAGACAAGACCUCGGAGCGCCCGGCGCCUCACACCCAGGUUGGGCAGCCUGCGCAGGGCGCAGAACAGGAGCAAACGCCGCUGCAGGGAGAUUCAACGUCGAGCGAUGCCGAGAAGAAGCAGGGUCCGGCCUCCGGGUCGAUUAACGCUGCCGCCGCUGCUGCUGAAGAAGAGGAGAGAAAACAGCGCGAGGAACAUGACCGGUUUGAAGAUGGUGUGCGUAAGCAAUGGGAGUUGGAGAGUGAUGCGUUGGGAAGGCUUUCAAAUGCCGGUGCCAUCUACGGCAAUACCUUGGCAACUCUCGUGAACAAAACCUCACCGCGGAAAAAGAUGUUUGACGCGGUGUUGAAGCCAGCGGACGAGAUGACGGGCUUCAGUGUCGACCGGCCCUUUGUCUACGACCCAUAUCCCCACUACAACAACAAGGAAUGGAAAGCUACGAAGAAGGCCGAGUUCACGGCCUGUGAUGGACCUGAUGGGGUACCAGUAGAGGAUAUCCGGGUCUUUGCAGGUGCGCCGCAUGAAUUUCCCGCGCCCGGAUUCGGUAGCUACGAAGUCCUUAACAUGGAUGGAAACCUCUGCUUCGAGAGGGAGACUAGACUCAGUCCAUAUGGCUAUUCGCACAACGGCAACCACACCAGAAAGCCAGAGGACUGGGAACAGGUCAAAUGGGGUUCAUUGCAGGAGAUCUGUGUUCAGAAAAACAAGGCGAGGUUCAAUAGUAAAGGGGCGCCGAACCCCUACUUGGAUGCUCUGCAUAGCCGAGAUAACAGCACCUCUGAUGAACAGUCCGAGACCCCAAGCACCACCCACGUACGCCAAAAAGCUGGCAAAAAGGCGCUACUUCGGAGGCGCUUUCUCGGCACGGAGGAGAAGCGAAGCCCGGAGGUGGUCAAAGAGUCGAGGACUGCACUUUUGAUCCGCACUUACACAGGGAAGGAAUACAGCGAAAACGACAAGCAGAUUGUCCGAUCUUUGGUUACUGAGCUUUCACUUCGUACGGGCGGACAAUACCAGGUCUUCCUGUUUGUCCAGGUCAAGGACAAUACCAUUGGUAUUUGGGAAAACCAGGAGACGUACGAGUGGAUGCUUCACCAGUCCGUACCUAAAGAGUUUGUCGACAUGACAAUCCUGUGGAACGAUGUCGCAACAGAGUCAACGUAUUCGAAGCUGAGCUCUAAGCAAGCCAGCGUUCACGUUGCGCAGUGGUUGUCUGUACAGAAGUUCGCACAAGAGUUUACCGAGUUUGAUUAUGUUUGGAACUGGGAACUCGACUCGCGGGUUACUGGCCAUCACUACGAUUUUCUGGAGAAGUUAGUGGCGUUUGCGAAGAAGCAACCUCGUCGCGGCUUGUGGGAGCGCAACGAGCGAUUCUAUAUACCUUCCGUCCAUGGCGAUUACGACACAGACUUUCGCAAGGAGGUCGAGAGCCAUGCUGUCAACGGCUCAGUAUGGGGGCCUCCCACACUACCUUUUAUUCAACCUGUCGGACCUGAGCCUCCCGUUUCGAAACCCGAAGACGACGACUUCAAGUGGGGUGUUGGCGAGGAAGCUGAUCUGAUCACCCUUGCUCCUAUCUUCAAUCCCAUCAACAGCUCAUGGAUUGGUGGCACUGAUGUCUGGGGAUACAAUGAUUCAACGCACGACUCUCAAGACCUACCACGAAGAGCGACUAUCAUUACUCAAUCUCGAGUCUCUAGGCGCCUUCUGGAUAUUAUGCAUGUCGAAAACCUGAAGGGCAACCAUGUUUCCUCUGAGAUGACCCCCCAGACUGUAGCGCUGCUACACGGUUUCAAGGCAGUGUAUGCGCCGAUGCCUGUGUUUUUCGACCGGGCCUGGUCCGGCGACAGGCUCGCAAAGUGGUUCAAUGGUGGGUUGAACGGCGAGAGUGGCGGUAUUGGAAGUGCGAUGGGCUGGGGACGUGAAGGCCGAUAUGGCGGAAGUACCUGGUACUAUCGUGCCAACCCCCCGCAAAGAUUGUACAACAACUGGAUGGGCUGGGAAGAUACCGGAAUAGGCGGUCUAGAAUGGGAAGACAUCCACGGCCGUCCUUGCCUCCCACCCAUGAUCUUGCACCCGAUUAAGGACGUCGAGGAGACCGAGCCAGGUCACACAAGUGAAUCGAGGCUGCCUUACUCUUGA